Molecule: messenger RNA, 747 nt
Organism: Coffea eugenioides
Lineage: Eukaryota; Viridiplantae; Streptophyta; Magnoliopsida; Gentianales; Rubiaceae
Exons: 2
Coding region: 1-747 (248 amino acids)
Molecular function (GO): nucleic acid binding
Source: RefSeq, a predicted model, not a curated record
AUGACUAAAAAGCAUCGUGACUGGCAUGACAAGCUCCCUUACGCACUAAUGGCGUAUCGGACUUCUAUCCGAACAUCAACUGGGGCAACACCCUACUCGCUCAUGCAUGGAAUGGAAGCAGUGCUGCCUGCCGAAGUCGAAAUCCCUUCAUUGCGUAUUCUAAUGGAGACCAAGUUGGAGGAGGCUGAUUGGAUAAAGCAGUGUUAUGAACAACUAUCUUUGAUUGAUGAAAAGCGGCUUGAUGCUAUUUGUCACGGCCAAUGUUACCAAAAGCGCAUGGCCCGGGCCUACAACAAGAAGGUUCAUUUGCGUACAUUUGAGGAAAGCGACAAAGUGGUGAAGCGGAUUUUGCCAGUGCAAGAUGAGGCCAAAGGCAAGUUCGCUCCAAAUUGGCAAGGGCCAUUCAUUGUUCAAAAGGUACUACCUGGCGGAGCCCUCAUUCUGGCAGAAAUGGACGGACAAACUUUUCCUCAACCUAUCAACUCGGACAUCCGAUCGGAGAUUAGGCUAGCUGCUGAGCAUAAUAGGUUGGAGGCUGCUCGUUUGGAGAUUGAGCGACAGAGGUCUAGGGUGAUUCGACUAGCUAAGGGGAUCCGUGAUAGGAGUGCCGGUAUCAGGGUCGAUGCCGCUAUGUUGAUGGACGAGGCCACUAGUUUUCUUCAGGGUAACGAGCAGGCAGACCCGGAGGAGGAUCCGGAGGAGGAUCCGGCGCAGGACGUUGCUCCUGAUAGCCCUGCUGAGGGUUAG